GAGCCUAUGAAAAUACGCUCUGAUAUUUAAAGUACCUGAGCUCAACAAGACUUCAAUGCUUGUCGCGCAGUUGAACAGAUCUGAAGCUUUUCCGACGAUGGCGUUAAAUAAAAUGUUUGCUUUGCUUGCCGUUCUUCUGUUAAACUGUCUUUUAAGUAACACAUCGCCAAUAAUUAGUCCCCAAGACAGCCAAACUCGUUAUGGUGUGAACGUCGAUAUAGACGCAUACGGAGUAGAAAGAUCAUACGAACCCUUCUAUCGGCAACCUAGCUUAUAUUUGAACGUCACCUACGAUCUUUACGAGGUGGAUCCAGAAGUACUUCCUACUGUGCGGGCAGAGAUAAUGCUCGAGGACGAUAUGGCAAAUAAUGAAAAAUUAAGAAUUACUUGGGACAUUGCUGUCGCUACUAACCCAACUUACAAUUCAGAACAAUUGGCCGCAUAUGCGUACUCCAUGUCAGAACCCGAAUAUCUUUACGCUACAUUCAAUGACGAAACGAGCGCGUUCCGCGAUAGCUCUGACUAUAAUUCAUACUACUACAAGGGAUUCUUUGGUCUUCUUUUGCUAGCGUGUCAAGAUUAUGACUUCGAGCUUUAUAGGGGAGUCAAUUACACAGUGCCAGCUGAAGUGAACCAGUAUAUCCGUUUCAAUAGGUUUUUGUCAUCUAGUACGAAUUUGGCAAUCGCUCAAAAGUACGCCAAUUCUUCUACCGGACAAGGGACGAUUUUUCUAAUCCAGGGAACGAAACACGCAAACCACAUCUCCCCAUAUAGUGUUGUACCAGAAGAUGAAGAAUACCUUAUUUCUCAAGACGCGCAGUUCUUUGUCACAGCCAUCGGCGAUAUGAUUUUUCCGGACGGGAAUAAGGCUAUUCAAAUAACGAUGUCUUCAGUCAGCUACCCGUAAAACGCGAACCGGAGCAUGCUGGAACCAACACCUGUAGGUAAAUUACCCAACGGUUUGUUUGGUACUCUCGCUUUGUCUUGGUUAUUCCGUGUUCUAUAUUUACUUCCUUCACUCAACUAUCCAAGUUGAUUUUUAUUUGGCUCUGCAUUCCUUUGUGCGUCACUAAAGAAUUAAUCAGCCACUUUACUAUGUUUGAGUAUGAAAUUAGAGCACUUUCUUCUUACCUUGUCAAAUCGGCAAUAUUGGUUUAAAACAUCUUGCAGGGAAAACGAAAUAGAAUUCAAAAACAAUCA
Molecule: messenger RNA, 1200 nt
Organism: Daphnia magna
Lineage: Eukaryota; Metazoa; Arthropoda; Branchiopoda; Diplostraca; Daphniidae
Exons: 3
Coding region: 56-907 (283 amino acids)
Molecular function (GO): NAD+-protein-arginine ADP-ribosyltransferase activity; NAD+ poly-ADP-ribosyltransferase activity
Source: RefSeq, a predicted model, not a curated record